Messenger RNA from Penaeus chinensis, 5165 nucleotides. RefSeq names its product long-chain-fatty-acid--CoA ligase 4-like. Gene Ontology annotation, biological process: long-chain fatty-acyl-CoA metabolic process; neuron differentiation; long-chain fatty acid metabolic process. Gene Ontology annotation, cellular component: plasma membrane; lipid droplet; endoplasmic reticulum. Gene Ontology annotation, molecular function: palmitoyl-CoA ligase activity. The transcript has 2 exons. NCBI's taxonomy places the organism in Eukaryota, Metazoa, Arthropoda, Malacostraca, Decapoda, Penaeidae. The record is from RefSeq and is a predicted model, not a curated record. Bases 94 to 2115 code for a protein of 673 amino acids.
AGCGAAGAAAAGGAGGAGGGCUCGGCGUGUCUCCCAUGCGCUCCUCGUAGCAGGCGUCUUUUCGGUUCACUUUUCGGUGGAUAAAGUUUCAGGAUGGUGAUUCGGGGAACGAAGACAGAGGACGGCUGGUACGUGAAGGCGAAGCCCAAUGGCGAGCCGUACCCCUUGGACUCGCGUCUGGCGCCCUUGUUUCGUGAGGCGGGCGUCACCACACUGUCGGGGGCGCUGCAGUACGGCGCCUCCACCCACGGCUCCAAGCCCUGCAUGGCCACGCGGCAGAUCCUGAGACGCAAGCGGGAGGAGACCAACGGCAAGAUGUUCGAGAAGCUCCAGCUGGGCGAGUACACGUGGCUCACAUACUCGGAGGUGCAGGAGAAGGCGGUGAACGUGGGCCUCGGGGUGCGCCAGCGGGGCCUCAAGCCCCUAGACCGCGUGGUGCUCUUCGCCGAGACCCGCGCUGAGUGGCUCAUGUCCGCCAUGGGCUGUCUCCAGCACCGCAUCUCCGUCGUGACUCUCUACACCACCCUGACGGACGACGGCGUGGCCCAUGGCAUCCACGAGACGGGCGUGCCCUUCGUCUUCACCUCAUACGACCUCCUGCCCAGGGUGACGCGGCUCCUCUCGAAGUGCCCGAAGGUGAAGACCGUUGUGGUGAUGGAGGACCAGAUCGACGGCCUCGGAGACACCAGUAAAUUUCCUGCCAACGUCAACCUCGUGCCCUUCAAGGAGCUCGUCACGAGGGACGCCAGCUGGGACCACAUCGACACCCCGACGCCCCAGGCGGAUGACACCGCCAUCAUCAUGUACACGAGCGGGUCCACGGGCACCCCGAAGGGCGUGGAGCUCUCCCACACCAACAUCCUGACGAGCGUGAUCGCCUAUUCCGUCCAGAUGAACGUGGGCCCCGGGGACCGGUUCCUGGCGUUCCUCCCUCUCGCCCACAUCAUGGAGCUGGCCUCCGAGAUCGCCCUCAUCUCCCUGGGCGCCACCAUCCUGUACUCGUCCCCGCUGACGCUCACCAGCACCAGCCCGAAGGUCAUGAAGGGCACCGACGGGGACGCCAAGGUCGCCAAGCCCACAGUCAUGAACGCGGUGCCGCUCGUGCUGGACCGCAUCAUCAAGGGCGUCUCGCAGAAGGUGGAGCAGCAGGGCUGGAUCAAGAGCUUCAUCUUCAACGAGGCCGUCAGGUACAAAUUCUGGCUGGAGUACAUUCCCUUCACUUCCUACUUCAUGGACUACUUCAUCUUCAGAAGAGUCCAGGAGGAGCUGGGCGGGGAACUCAAGCGCCUGGUGGUCGGCGGCGCGCCUCUGUCGCCGCAGACCCACGACACCAUGCGGGCCAUCUUCGGCGUGUCCAUCCAGGUUGGCUACGGCUCCACGGAGUCGGCCUCGUGCAUCACGGGCAUGGACGAGGACGACGUGAACACGGGCCACUGCGGCGGCCCCAACCUCGGCGUGCUCAUGAAGCUGGUCGACUGGGAGGACGGCAACUACAUGGUCAGCGACAAGCCGUACCCCCGCGGCGAGAUCGUGGUGGGCGGCCCCGUCGUGGCCAAGGGUUACUUCAACCUCCCCGAGGAGAACAAGGCGGCCUUCUACCAGGAGAACGGCAUCAACUGGUUCCGCACGGGGGACAUCGGCGAGAUCAAUGCCCUGGGCGCUCUCAAGAUCAUCGACCGCAAGAAAGACCUGGUGAAGCUCAAGCACGGCGAGUACGUGUCCUUAGGAAACGCGGAGUCCAAGCUGAAGACCCUGUCCAACGUCGAGAACAUCUGCGUCUUCGCUGACUCCACGAAGGACAAGACCGUGGCGGUGGUGGUGCCCUCCGCGGACCGCCUGCGCAAGGUGGCAGAGAGCGUGGGCAUCGGGGGCGAGGUUUCCAUCGAGGACCUGUGCCACCACGACAAGGUGAAGGAAGCCCUCCUCAAGGAGCUCCAGAGCCACGGGAAGAGGUGCGGCCUCACCCGGUGGGAGGUUCCCGCCGCGAUCUACCUCACCCUGGAGCCGUGGACGCCCGACACAGGCCUGGUCACGGCGGCGCUCAAGCUGCGAAGGAAGCAGCUGUGCAUGCACUACGAGAACAGCGUCCACGACAUGUACUCGCGGCUGGACUGAGAGGGGGGCCGUGAGAGCGUGCGCUCGUGAGGCUCCGUCGGAGGAUCGGGCGGGAGGCUGCCGGGCGGCGGCGCGAGAUGCGGUGUUUUGUAUAUAGGGAAUGUUUUGUGUAUAUAGAGACGACUUCAAAUUUUGCGGCCUUGAUGCCAGAGCAGCGGUUACUCCUGCCUCCAAGGAAAGCCACAGAAUUACUCAAUUACAAACCAAUACUGUGGUUUGCAGCGUAAACCAAUUCCGACAUCUCCAAAACGCCCGUGUCGAGUCCAGGACGCAGCAGCCCGCUCAUGUCCUUGCCGAUGUUUAUCCGAACUCUUGCCUUAAGAAACCGUGUCUCCUUGGUGCCAACCGUGCCGUAACGCGUCGUACCGCUGUGGAGCGUACGUCUCGCCUGAGGGACCUGCUUAUACUCUUGUGUACAUAUUUCACUGCUGUUAAUCCCCAUCAGAUGGUUAAAUAUAACUAUAUACAUAUAGCCCUUAAGUACGUAGUAUGUGAUAUUACAUUAGUCAUAUCUCUCUGCUCAUUCCUUAAGUGCACCCACUGUAUCACCUAUUCUCAAAGUAAUAUAUUUACUGUAACAUCGUAUAUUUGACAAUUUGUGUCUAUACUUCUAUUUGCACCUCAGAGAAAAUCUGAAUAUUUUAUAUUUGAUAACGUUGCGUGAAUUAAAUUAACGAGAUAUUGUCUUUUUUUUUUUUAUCUUAUCUUUUGAAGACGGUGAGAUCUCAUGUUCUUUUCUUCUCUCAAUGUCUUCGUCUUGAACGCGUGAGAAAGAGAGAGAUUAGCGCUCGGAGUGGGGGUGGGAGGGUGGGGGAAAGGAGGGGAAGGGGGGGUGACCAUCGCCAAUAUGUAAAGGUUAACUUCGCCUUCCUAAGGUGCUAUUCCGAUUUUCCAUUUAGUGAGAGAGAGAGAGAGAGAGAGAGAGAGAGAGAGAGAGAGAGAGAGAGAGAGAGAGAGAGAGAGAGAGAGAGAGAGAAAAGAAAGAAAGAGAUAGAUUCUCACUCGGGUUGUAUGUGUGGAUGUACGCAGUUGUACUACCUGUGAUUGUCUCUGCGUGUCUACCAUCAGUACUUAAUACCCCCCCCCCCCCCAACCCAAGCCCCAGGGAGUCCCAUGCCCGUUUCCAUUUCGUCGUGUUUUCAAAAGGGAUUUUGUAUUUAGUUGACUGGUUAUUAUACACAGAGAUUGAAUGCUCUUCCCUCAUGAUAAUUUUAUAUGCAAAUGAAGUGGUACUGUAAUACAAUGGUCGUUUGAUUGCGUUCCUUAUUAUAUUUUUUUUGUUUUUUUUUUAAUUGGUAAUGGUAUUCCUGUUAAUAAUUCGUAAUGGUGUUCUAAAUUGCCACUACAACGAAGCAUUGAAGUAGAUGCUGACAUUAAUGUAAUUGUGAUUCUUGCUGUCAUCAUUAGUAUCGUUAUUUUAUUAUUAUCAUUAUUAUCGCUAUUAUUAUCAUUAUUAUUAUUAUUAUUAAUCAUAAUUAUUUGUAUUAUUAUCAUGAUCGUCAUCGUUAAUUCAUUAUUAAUAGUAUCGCUGCUGUCAGUACUUUAUCAUUACUCCCGUCCUGAUACGCCCUCCCCCCCCUCCACUUACCCCCACCCUCUCGACCCCCACCCCCAGCUCGCCUUAUAAACAGAGAAUAAAAAAAAUCUCUGUAUUAAAACCACGCACUUGAAGUUCAUCCAAGUUUCUCACUUUCAAAUCCCUCCUGGGUUAUUUUCCGGCAAAACAUAAUAUGUAUGUAAAUAUUAUGGCAGGAAAAGUUGAAUAGCGGAACGCAUUUUGUAUGUAAAUAUUUGAAAAGAUAUGAUGCUCAUUUGUAAUGAUAUGUCCCUGUACUGUUGCAAAUGUUAAUUUUGAAAAAACAAGCGAAAAGAAAGAAAGAAAAAAAAAAGGUGAAUGGAGUCAUAACAAUACAUGAUUUUUUUUUUUUUUUUUUUUUUUUAAUUAUGGCUUAUUUUGCAACAAAGAACCCCCCUCCCCCCGUGCAAUACUUUUUUUCAAUCUCUCGAUAUUGCAAACAUGAUAACCAUGGAGUUGGCUUAUGAGCCUAUUUUUCAUGACUAUAACACUAAUAUUGUCCAAUAUCUCUUUCACUUUCGGAAGCACGUUUUCAUUGCUAUCAAUUUGCCAGAAAUAUUGAUGGUUCGAGGGCAUACUUAGUCAUUCUUGAUGUGUGCAAUAUUAUGCAUUUUAGGCUUAUAUUCAUAUUAUUUAUCACUAUUCUUUAGAAGAGUUUUACCCAAGGCAUAGAUUUUCGAAUUAUAAAGAAUGUGUAAUGACGGCAUUCUUGUUUAUCCGCAUAACAGAAUUGUUGUCUUCACUGGGCGCAGCAGCGACAACAGCAAAGGCCGCGAUACCAUUUAUUUGGGUAUUUUUAGGAAGAAAGUGAAAAGAGGAUUAACAAAAUAGGAGUAGGAUUAUUAAUAAUGUAUUUUACCAAAAGCAAUUCUUUUCUGGUAGACUUUUGGAUUAUUAUUUUUAUCAGGUUUAAAAUGACGUUUUCUCAAGAUUUUUUUUUUUUUUUUUUUUUUUUUUUUUUUUUUUUUUAGGAAUUUAAGUUAUUAUGACCACUGGGUAAUAUUUUGGCAUUUAAUUUAUCUACACACGCACACACACACACACACACACACACACACACACACACACACACACACACACACACACACACACACACACACACACACACACACACACACACACACACAUACACACACAAAGAAAAACACAAACACACACACAAACACAUACACAUAUACACACACACAAACACCAACAGCAACACAUUGAACUAGAAAUAUACUCAGAGUAAAGCUCUUGACAUACGAUAAAGUGUCAUCAAGUAGCUUCCACCUAGAUUUAGUUCUGAAUGUCCUUGUUUCACCUUUAGCCACAUUUCCGAACUUAUGCUAAUAUUUCGAACCAGAUAUCUGUGAGAAUCCUCCAUUUAUCCUUACGCGAUACUUGAAUUAUCUGGAAAAUCAUGAUAACAUAACAGCAUUGUAGCAAUAAGAUGAAAAAAACAAAGAAUAAAUCAAUAAAAUUCAACAAAGAC